This is a messenger RNA of Stegastes partitus (bicolor damselfish), 1764 nucleotides long. RefSeq names its product kynureninase (gene kynu). NCBI's taxonomy places the organism in Eukaryota, Metazoa, Chordata, Actinopteri, Pomacentridae. Gene Ontology annotation, biological process: NAD+ biosynthetic process. Bases 101 to 1492 code for a protein of 463 amino acids. Gene Ontology annotation, cellular component: cytoplasm. The transcript has 14 exons. The record is from RefSeq and is a predicted model, not a curated record. Gene Ontology annotation, molecular function: kynureninase activity; pyridoxal phosphate binding.
AGGGCCGAAGGAUUCACUCAGUGAGGAGGUUGUGAGCGGAGAGGGAGCUCAUCUACAGACCGACUGAUCCGACUGCCGCCAGCCCACCGUUUCCACCGCUAUGGACGAGUUUGUGGGUUUAAGUCCCAGAGAAGUCGUGCAGCGAGUGUCGGCCUCGCUGGGCUGCAGCCUGACGUCGGCGCAAGUGGCCGCUUACUUCGACGAAGGCGACGAGCUGAGGCAUCUCAGGGACAAUUUCCUGGUGCCCAAAAUCGCAGAUCUGCCUCCCUCCGAUCUGUCGCUGGUCGACGGCACCCAGGAGUGCAUCUACCUGGUGGGAAACUCUCUGGGGCUCCAGCCCAAAAUGGCCCGCAGAUACCUGGAGGAGGAGCUGGAGAAGUGGGCCAAAAUGGGCUGCCACGGCCACACGUUGGGCUCUCGACCCUGGGCCUGGGCGGAGAACAACAUCGAGGAGCUCAUGGCGAACGUCGUUGGAGCUAAAACUGAAGAAGUGGCUCUGAUGAACGGCCUGACUGUUAAUUUACACCUUCUCAUGCUUGCCUUCUACAAACCCACCGCAGCGCGACACAAAAUCCUUCUGGAGGACAAAGCUUUCCCUUCGGAUCACUACGCCGUCGAGUCUCAGAUCCGCCUCCGAGGAUUCGACCCCGAGCAGAGCAUGUUGCUGCUGUCGCCCAGACCGGGGGAGGAAACUCUGAGAACCGAGGACAUCCUGGACGUGAUCGAGAAGGAGGGCGACUCCAUCGCCGUGGUGAUGUUGAGCGGCGUCCAGUAUUACACCGGCCAGCUGUUCGACAUGGCCGCCAUCACCGUGGCCGGCCAGAGGAAGGGCUGUUUCGUCGGCUUCGAUUGCGCCCACGCUGCCGGAAACGUCGAGUUAAAGCUGCAUGACUGGGGCGUGGACUUCGCCUGCUGGUGCUCCUACAAGUAUAUAAACUCAGGUGCUGGUGGUCUCGCCGGAGCGUUUGUCCAUGAGAAGCACACGGAUACAAUCAAACCAGCGCUCAUGGGAUGGUGGGGACACGAUCUGAAGUCUCGGUUCCAGAUGAGUAACGUGUUGGAGCUGCAGCCCGGAGUGAGCGGCUUCAGGCUGUCCAACCAGCCCAUCUUGCUGGUCUGCCCCCUGCAGGCCAGUCUGGAGGUGUUUAACCAGACCAGCAUGCAGGCCCUGCGCAGGAAGUCCCUCCUGCUGACGGGUUACCUGGAGUUUCUGAUCCAACACUACUACAGCGAGGACCCGGCCAGACCCCACAAACCUUACGUCCACAUCAUGACGCCGUCGGACCCUCAGCAGAGGGGCUGCCAGCUCUCGCUGUCCUUCUCCAUCCCCAUCAGCAGAGUUUUUGCGGAGCUGGAGAAGAGGGGCGUCGCUUGCGACAUGAGGGAGCCCAGCGUGCUGCGAGUCGCUCCGGUGCCGCUCUACAACUCCUUCAGCGACGUCCAUCGCUUCGUCGACACUCUGGGCGCAGCGCUCGCCGCCAGCAGCCAAUGAGACGAGAGCGUGACGUAGCGCCUGACUAGAGCCUGUGACUCCAGCAGGUAGAGGGAAGAUUUACUGUCACAUCUGUAAACCGCAGCCCUUCAUGCUCAGACACACCUGAACACUUCUGCCUCACUUCACUGAACACCUCAUCAGUAAUGGUGUUAUUUUGUUUCAGUGGCAAAUAUUCCACAGGAAUGAAUUGGCUGAAAUAAAGAUGUUAUUGCUCCACCUGUUUACAAUAAAGUAGAAAAGUCUUCAGAGUGGUUGGAGGACAGCAAACA